Messenger RNA from Rodentolepis nana, 1374 nucleotides. The record is from the annotation of a GenBank genome assembly. NCBI's taxonomy places the organism in Eukaryota, Metazoa, Platyhelminthes, Cestoda, Cyclophyllidea, Hymenolepididae.
AUGGCGUUGAGUAUUUCCAACAAGUCUGUAGAUGAUACGACCAUUUACUACAUAGAUUUUAAUCAAGACUACACAUCACUUUGCAUCGGCACACGUUCCGGUUAUAGCCUCCUUUCCACUGAAAAUGACCAAGUUACCGAAACCUACACUAUCAAUGGUGAACCAAUGUAUCUUGUUGGACGUUUAUUUACUAGCAAUCUCGUUACCCUUGUUUCUGCAGUUGAUCCUCGUAGAUUACUUAUAUUCCAUUCUCGUAGGGAUUCACUUAUCUGUGAUUAUCGAUACUCUAGCACCAUUCUCGCCGUUAAAAUGAAUCGCCAACGGCUGAUUGUCUGCGUAGAGGAUGAGAUAUUCAUUCACAACAUUCGUGAUAUGGAGUUGUUGCAUCGCAUAGAAAAUACGCCGCUAAAUAAAUAUGGAGUGAUUGCUUUCUCCUCUCGAUCUGAAAAAUGCCUUCUAGCUUAUCCAGGGGUUUACAAAACCGGCACGGUCUACAUCUUUGAUGCCAUUAAAUUCUCGAACGUCACUUCCAUUGCUGCUCACGACGGACCUCUAGCAGUCUUGGCAUUCAACACAUCUUCCACUCUCCUCGCCACUGCCUCAGAACGUGGAACUGUUGUUCGAGUCUUCACCAUUCCUGAAGGAGAGAGGGUGAUGGAAUUCCGUCGUGGUAUUGCUCGGUAUGUUACAGUGUGCUCACUGAAUUUUUCUGCCGAUGAUCGGUUCUUAGUAUGUGCUAGCAACACCGAGACAGUUCAUAUUUUCAAGCUCCAUAAACCUGGAUCUGCUUCACCUGGCUUGCCUGAAGAAGGUAGUACAUCCAGCGGACUUGAUACCGCUUCACAACUCACUGAGGAAUCAGCUUCAUCUGCAAGCUGGACGGGAACCGUCAUGAAUUGGGUCGGUGGGGCAUUGAAAACAGGAGCUUCGUACCUUCCAAACCCUGUGGCCGAGGUCUUCACACAGGAUCGAUCUUUCGCUUUUGCUAGAAUUCCUCCCGGCUCUAGGACAGUCUCUCAGGCAUCUGCCAACAUUCCUCAACAUGGCGACGGUGAUCAUUUAAGUGAAGGACCUGGAAGUGGCUGCAAGAAAACUGCGGCUAUUAUUUGUAACGGCGAUCGCUAUCGACUCUUAGUCGCUUCACUAGAUGGCUACAUCUAUACCUUCAAUUUUGAUCCGAUUCACGGUGGUGAAGCCACACUAAUUAGCGCUCAAACAAUAAUAUCACCGAAUGGGAAUGGAAUUGUCACUCCAACUCACCAACCCAACCAACGAGCACCUCGAAGCUGUACUGAUACUGCAUCCCCAGAUUCCGACACUCACACAACUCAAUCAUCAUCACCUCAAAGCAACAACGUCGGGCCGAAUCAGUAA